UUACGAUAUGUAAUGGGUAAUUGGAAGAAAAUUGAGAUAAAUUCGAUUAUUUAUAGUAAUUUAAAAAAUAUUCCUGUUUGGUAUUUAAUAAGCACGUGACGCUCGUGUUUAGAACAAUUAUCCUCUAAUACAAUAUCAACCCACAUCUACAACCACUAAAACUGAGAAUGUCAUCAUUAAAAAAAAUUCUUUUAGAGCCUCGAGCAUGUUUAGUCACAGCAAAGAGGUUUCGAGGGAAAAUAAAUAUUCAAAGGCCAAGGCUGCCUCAUUUCGAACGGCAGCUACUACUUGAUCUAUCAAAACCUAAAUAUGGUCCGCCCAAGUACACAUUACCCGACUUUUUACUUUGCGACAGAGGAGAGAAAAAGAAUAAAACAGAAAUUGACAAUCCCUUCGAAAGGAUUUUGGCCAGAGAAUGUUUGGAAUGGUUUAAUACAUCCAAAAUGAUUGUGUUCUUACAUGUAAACCCAAUAACAAUGGAGGACAAGACGCCAGUUUACGCUGCCUUAAAUAAGAAUAAAAUGUAUUUAAGAACCUAUGGAAAAAAAAUUGUAAGCCUUGCAACAAAAGGAACACGCUACGAAGUUGUCAAUGAACUGUUUACCUCACAUCAAAAUAUUAUAUUCGGUCAACCUGAAAAUGCUGCAAAAAUGUUUAAAAUUUUGAAAAAAGCUCCACAGUUGGUUGUCAUGGCUGGUGUAGUACAAGAUCGUCUACUUUCAAAGAAUGAACUUUUAGAGUUCAGCCAACUUCCAACCUUAGAUUUGGCCAGAAGUAAGCUGUGUCAGGUUUUAGACAGUGCAGGCUCAGGUCUGGUCAGUCAAUUGAAUCGGAGUCAGCAAAUUUUGGUAUCCCAUUUAGACAAACAUGUUGAACAACAAAAUUCAAGUAUAGAAAAAAAUGAAAAGCAAGAAAGUUAAACGUUUAUAAGCCUGUUUUAAAGCAAACUACCUUACAUUUAAGGGGGUAAUAUUUCAAUUACUCCAUUUAAAAAAAUAUAGGAUUUUACCAUAGAAUUA
Bombyx mandarina (wild silkworm) is the source of this 1019-nucleotide messenger RNA. It is a transcript of the gene mRpL10, whose product is annotated as mitochondrial ribosomal protein L10. NCBI's taxonomy places the organism in Eukaryota, Metazoa, Arthropoda, Insecta, Lepidoptera, Bombycidae. The record is from RefSeq and is a predicted model, not a curated record.